AUGCCCGCGACGAAGCGUAAGCAAUACCAUAUAUCCGACAACACUCAUCGCUGACUUCCAGCAGGACAGUGCGACGGCGCAACCGGAGUUGCCUUCGCGAAGAAGCAACGCCUUUGCGAUGAGGCCGCCUUGACAGAAGAUGAGCUGGAAUCCAUGACCAAUCAGGAGCUCAUCGAAAUAGUCAUUAUCCUCCAAAAGGCCCUCCACGAACUUCAAGAGAAGAACACGAAAGCGCUUGCCGAAUCAUCCGGCAACGCAGCCAAGGCUGCCGCCGAUAUCUGGACGCCCGAAAAGGUUGCGGAGCGUGCUGCCAAAGCCAGAGACAUCUGCCGCAAGGAGAUCAAGAAGCAAAUGAAAUGGCAGCCUUCAUGCAAGAGAGGUAGCACCAAGUGGAGCUACCAGGGCAUCGUGCCGAACGUCGAGGUCUUCAACAAGAUGUUCAACAUCGACGAGAAGGCGAAAGCGUUCAAGCUGAAGAAGAUUCCUCGUGAUGACUUUGGAGGCAUGUUCGGAUACAUUUCGGCCUCGGUGAGUGCUGAGUUCCUCUUCAUUGAUGUUACAUUGCAGACUGACGUCCUUCUCAGUGCCGAUACGACGAUCUGAACAUCACUGGCGAGAAUGUCAACCUGAAAUGGAACAAGGAAGAACUGACCUUUCAGUUGUCUGGCACCUACGGAAUUGGUUUUUGA
Molecule: messenger RNA, 689 nt
Organism: Lecanosticta acicola
Lineage: Eukaryota; Fungi; Ascomycota; Dothideomycetes; Mycosphaerellales; Mycosphaerellaceae
Source: the annotation of a GenBank genome assembly